AGGCGGGAAAGGCUAUGGAAUUAUCUUCGACGCGGAGUCUGUGGCGCGCUAUCUAAGAAACAGAAAGCAAGCCACUCUUGAGUCAGGGAAGGCGCAGCGGAGCAGAGCGACUCAUUGAGUUGCACUGGCUGACUUCCUCAAAUCUUAGACGUAGGCUUAUCUGGGAGCGUCAAUCUAAAUUGAUGUAAGUACUUAAAAGUAGUUAAAACUAUCUUUAUAGCGCCCAUGCAUUGUUGUAGUCCCGCCCCAUUCGUAAUUGCUUUGCCCCGAUUAGGUGCGUGCAACUGGUCAACCUCAACUACGCUGACGUCCAACUACUGUGGGUUACGAUAAUUCCUUGUGUUGUUCAGCACAUUCGGUCGGCGUAUUAACGUAAAGGCAAAGCAGAGGGCACUCGUGAUUCAGGUGCGGGAUUUUAUGAUGGAGAGCGUGAGUAGCCCUGAAUUAGCUGGUAGGGAUCGUUGCUCUUGCUUCUAGUUCUGGAGCUGAGGCCGUUGAUCGGCGUUGACUUUGCGGCCUCGCCGCUGUCCUAUAUCUAAGUCUAUGAUCGGCCACAAUAAGAACUACAGAGCAGCCGCCAGACUUCUGUAACCAGCGAGCGUUGUCGCCCACGCACCAGCCGCUUCCAAAGUAUGCGCUGAAUCUGCUCUCCCUUAGAUGUCUUUACUCUUUUGCGGCAUUACUGUUACUUACAAAGUAAUAUACUCAUCUGCGUCCUCUACAACUGACGUCAAGAUGGUCGGCGAGCUAUACUCUAAAAAGAGACGCGCUUCGGCCUGAGAUCAUAGAUGAUCGGUCGCAACACCUGAGCAAGAAAUGAGGAACAACAAAUCGGGAGAGUUUUUCAUCCGUGGUUCCGAUCCUCCGUGC
Messenger RNA from Amoebophrya sp. A25, 870 nucleotides. The record is from the annotation of a GenBank genome assembly. NCBI's taxonomy places the organism in Eukaryota, Dinophyceae, Syndiniales, Amoebophryaceae.